This is a messenger RNA of Olea europaea var. sylvestris, 3188 nucleotides long. RefSeq names its product putative late blight resistance protein homolog R1B-14. Gene Ontology annotation, biological process: defense response to other organism. Bases 188 to 2878 code for a protein of 896 amino acids. Gene Ontology annotation, molecular function: ADP binding. The transcript is spliced from 3 exons. Lineage: Eukaryota; Viridiplantae; Streptophyta; Magnoliopsida; Lamiales; Oleaceae. The record is from RefSeq and is a predicted model, not a curated record.
GACUUGGUCAAGUUGCAUCAAUAAUUCGUUUCUUUAAGCAAUUUCCUCUGCACUUUCCUGAAAAUAUCGAAGCUUUUUCUGAGUUCUUUCUUCAAGCUUCAAGCUUAAAUCAUCUUCACUUGACACCAUGUAUAGCUACAACAUCUAGUUAGAUUUUCCUUUUAAUCAAGAAUUAAUCGGCGAAAUAAUGUCUGAUGCUGCUGUAGAAUUUCUGCUGGAAAACUUGAAACAGCUGCUUCUUUACAAUGCAAAUCUGAUUCUUGACGUGAAGGGUCAGGUGGAAUUUCUGUACAAUGAUUUGAGUUUGUUCAAAGCUUUCCUCAAGGACUCGACAGAGAAGCGGAACAAGAAUGCCACCCUUCAAGAAUUGGUGAAACAAAUCAGAGAUGUAGUUUAUGAAGCUGAAGACACUGUGGACACAUUUGUUGCUCAGGCAGCUGUGCACAAGUCCAGGAGUAGCAUCGAGAGGGCUUUUCAUAUAUUCGAUUAUCCAGCAAAGCUUCGAAGUGUGGCGAAAAAGAUUGAGGGCAUCAGGGCCAAGGUCAAGGAUAUAUAUGACAACAAGAAGUUUGGGUUUGAGGCACUGCAAGAUGGGGAAAGAUCUACCAAAGCAAAAGAGAAAAAGGCUCCCAUUGUAGAGGAAGACAAUGUGGUGGGAUUUGAAGAUGAGGCAAAAACUGUUACUAAUCUACUCAUGGGAGGACCUGAUGAACUCGAAGUUAUAUCAAUUAUUGGCAUGCCUGGCCUUGGAAAGACAACACUGGCAAAAAUGAUAUAUCGUGAUCCUAAAAUUGAAUAUGAAUUCUAUAACCGAGCAUGGGUUUAUGUUUCUCAAGAAUAUAAUAGAAAGGAAGUGUUUCUCAAUAUUUGGAGUCAUUUUGCUAAGCCAAGUGAUGAGAUGUAUAAGAUGAAUGAUGAAAAAAUAGCUAAGGAACUUCGUGAAUUCCUGGAGAAAGGGAAGUAUUUAAUUGUCAUGGAUGAUGUCUGGACUGAAGAUGCCUGGAAUGAUCUCAAAAUUGCUUUUCCCAGAAAUAAGAAGCGAAGCAAAAUAUUACUGACUAGUCGUAUCAGGAGAGUGGCUGUGCAUGCCAACCCCAACAGGGAGCCCCAUAAUUUGCGUUUUCUAACUUCGGAUGAGAGUUGGACAUUGCUCCAAAGGAAGGCACUUGGCGGAGAGGAAUGUCCUGAUGAGUUGUUACAACCUGGAAAGCAUAUAGCCAGAGAAUGUGGUGGACUUCCACUUGCUCUAGUGGUGAUUGGAGGAAUUCUACUGGAAAAAGGUACUGAAAGUUAUUGGUGGGAUAAGGUUGCUCAAAGUGUGGAUGCAUAUAUUGCCAUGGAUCAGGAGAAACGUAUGGACAGUUUUAUAACUUUGAGUUUUAAUCACUUACCUUAUUACUUGAGAGCAUGCUUUCUCUACUUCGGGAUGUUUCCAGAAGAUUGCCAAAUCCCAGUGUGGAAAUUGGUUCGCCUGUGGAUCGCUGAAGGAUUCAUACAACAAAAGGAGGGAAUGAGCUUGGAGGAUAUUGCGGAGGAGUACUUAGACGAUCUUGUCAACAGGAAUUUAGUCAUGGUUGGAGAACGGAGGUCAAAUGGAAAAGUUAAAACAUGCCAUGUUCAUGACAUGCUACACGUGUUCUGCAAGAAUCAAGCUGCAGAGGAAAACUUCUUCCAAGAAAUUAAACGGUUUGAUCAAGUUACCUAUUCGUCUUCCAAUCCUUACUUGGAAUCGUAUCGUCGCCUUUGCAUUCAUUCCCGUGUUUGGAGUUAUAUCUCUUCAAAACCAUUUGGUCCACGUGUUCGGUCUUUCUUGUGUUUCUCUUCUGAAGAAAUUAUUCUGCAAGCUGAACACACUUCCUCCAUCCCUGGAGCAUUUAAAUUGCUCAGGGUUUUAGAUGCUAAACCCAUUUUUUUCACUCGUUUUCCUACUGAUCUAGCUCAACUCGUUCAUUUGAGGUAUCUUGUUCUGUCCAGCAAUUUCAAGAUCCUUCCUUCUCCCAUUUCUAGCCUUUGGAACAUGCAAACUCUUAUAGUUGAGACUUCAGAACGAACCCUUGAAAUCAAAGGAGAUAUAUGGAAGAUGAUACAACUGAGGCAUCUAAAAACAAAUGCAUCCACAUUUUUACAUGGUCCUCUUGCUAAAUCAAGAAAAAGUAAAGAUGAUUCCCUGAUAAAUGCUAACCUAAAAACAAUUUCUACAAUCUCACCUGAAAGUUGUACAGAAGAUGUAUUUGCCAGAGCUCCAAACCUAAAGAAAUUGGGUAUUCGUGGCAAAUUAGCUAAACUUUUGGAACCCAAAGGUGUGUCGAGUUUGUUUGAUAGCCUGGGAAAAUUGGAUUACCUUGAAAAUUUGAAGCUAUUAAAUGAUGUAUUUCCUUUGCCUCCUUCGGAAGGCAAACUAGCUGGCCUUCCCCAAAGGUAUAAAUUUCCACCAAAGCUAAAGAAACUAACACUGGCAGACACCCUUCUUGAUUGGAGUCAAAUGGCUACAUUGGGAAUGUUGGAAAGCCUUGAGAUCCUAAAGUUGAAAGACAAUGCAUUUAAGGGAGAGUGGUGGCAGCCGGAGGAUGGAGGUUUCCGUGCUCUCAAAGUCUUGUUUAUUGGAAGGACAGAUUUAGUUCAUUGGCAUGCUUUGACUCAUCACUUCCCAAGACUCAGGAGUCUUUAUCUUAAACACUGCACUAGCCUCGAAGCAGUCCCAGUCAGCCUUGCAGAUGUUUUAAGCCUCCAGAUAAUUGACUUGUACUGUACCACCAAAUCAGCUGCUGCUUCUGCCCGGAAAAUCCAGCAGUAUAAGAAAACGAUGAAAGAUGAGGCUGAGAAGCAAGGCAACAAAGGCAUUGUAUUUAAGCUCUCCGUUUAUCCUCCAGAUCAAUGACCUCCAUUCCUUCGAGCUCAAAAAUGCUUCCUUCACAGGUGGAUUCUCCGAUGAACAAUGAUGCCAAGGGUGUUGGACAAAUGAAGUUUAGAUGCACGGAUCCAUGUUUACUCUUCCUAGUCUUGUUGCACUUGCUUUGCUUGAAUAAAAGAAUCUAUUCCACUUUAUUUUACAGUAUCUUGAACUUGAGAAAAUUUGUAUUUCAUUUGGUUGAAUUUGUGUUGCUGCUGCUGUAAUUUUAACUUGUCUAUAUCUCUUUAUUUUACUUUGAAGUUGCUUUUGUGGUUGUCUUAGGACAACAUUUUCCUUU